Molecule: messenger RNA, 2064 nt
Organism: Plasmodium cynomolgi strain B
Lineage: Eukaryota; Apicomplexa; Aconoidasida; Haemosporida; Plasmodiidae
Product: MB2 protein
Exons: 2
Coding region: 1-2064 (687 amino acids)
Molecular function (GO): GTP binding; GTPase activity
Source: RefSeq, a predicted model, not a curated record
AUGGCCCAAUUUACACACCUGUUUAACAUAUGGGAUAUUAUAGACAUCGAAAUUUAUGAGCGACCUGAUGCGAACUUCAAGUCCAACUAUAUAUUAACAAUCCCGGAGGAGUCCAAGACGUUUGGCAAGGGAAACAACAACGAGGAGGAGGAAGUUCAAACCGGUGUGAAGGCAAACCCAAAUGGGGAAACGAAAUUGAGGCUAAACAAUGGCCGUGUGGAAAGUAAGUCAUGUAAGGCGCGUAUUGCCUCCCCCACAGAGGAUACAACCGAGAAAAGUAAAAAGAGAAACACUGUAGUGACCUUUAUCGGGCACAUCAACCAUGGGAAAACGUCGCUCUUCGAUUACAUAUGCAAAACGAAGGAGAGGGAAAAGGAAAAAGGACUCAUAACCCAAAAUAUAAGAGCCUUUAAAGUGAAAUCGAGAAGCAAUGACUUCACAUUUACACUCAUUGAUACCCCAGGACAUGAAGCCUUUAUGCCAAUUAGAAGCAGAGGAGUGAAGAUAUCAGAUCUGAGUAUUUUAGUUAUUUCUGGAGAGGAAGGAAUACAAGAGCAGACAGUGGAGUGUAUCAAACUGAUUAAAGAACAUCACAUCCGAAUUAUAAUCGCAGUUACAAAGAUGGACUUACCAAACGUUUCGGUAGAUCGAAUAGUUAAUGACUUAUUGCAUCAUGAGAUAUACACAGAAAUGAAUGGUGGUGAUGUGCAGGUGGUUCCUUGUUCCAUUUUGAAUGGGGAUUCUAUAGACAAACUGAUAGAUGCAAUAUAUUUAGAGUCCGCAUUUUUGGAGUUACCAUUAGAGGAGAGUAAAAAUGGCGAGGGAGUUAUCCUAGACUCGUACAUUGACAAGAAUGGAAUUGUAUCGAUUAAUUUAGUUCAGAGUGGGACUCUCCGAGUGAAUGAUUAUUUCUACACAGGAUCAUCCUACGGUAAGGUGAAGAUAAUGAAGGAUCACCUUAACAAGAAUGUAAAAUCUGCAUGUGCCUCCGACCCAGUGAUGGUGGUAGGUUACGAAAAGAAUUCCGUGCCUAUCGCAGGAGACAGAUUUUAUGUCGUACAGAACGAGGCAGUCGCGGAGGAAAUUGCACAGCACCACAAGAAUGAGUUGCUGGCUUCACAAAUGAGGGGCUUUACCUACGGGCAGGAGGAGGGAAGCCUGGAUCGCUACCGUGAAUACAUCAUUAGGGAUGGUGCAGUAAGUCCCGAUGAGGAUCCAAAACAAAAUGGGGGAAAAAAAAACCCAGAGUUGGAAGAAGCCCCCCAAGUGGAAGGUCACCCAGGAGAGAUCCCCAAAGUGGAAGGUCACCCAGGAGAGACCCCCCAAAUGGAAGGUGACCCAGGAGAGACCCCCAAUGUGGAAGGCCACCCAGGAGAGACCCCCCCACAGGGAAGCAACAACGAAAGGGAGGCUAACACUUUUCGAGAAAAAGACCCCAAGACAGUGUACGUGAAUUACUUCAUCAAAUGCGAUAAGCAAGGGACAGUAGAUGUUUUAAAAAAUUGUCUCUUAAAAUUAGAAGUGAAGGAUACACUACACCGAGUUCGAAACAAAAUUGUGUAUGCCAGUAUAGGAGACAUCACUGUUAGUGACAUUACUUAUGCUCAGAGUUUCAACGCCAUCAUUGUUGGGUUUAAUGUUAAGCUAUCCAAGAGCUGCCCGAAAAAUACGAAACAUAUGUUGAGCGCUGCAAAAUCUAACUGCCGAAUUAUCUAUGUGAAUGUGUUGUAUGAUCUUAUUGAACAGGUGGAGAAUGUAAUGAAGGAGAAACUGAGUUCCAAGCCGAGGGGUACUUACAAAGGACAAGCAACCAUUUUGAAAGUUUUUAGUGUCUCCAAGCUGGGGAAGGUAGCUGGGUGUGUCGUGAACAGUGGCACCAUUAACAACAACAGCAAUGUGAGGAUUUUGAGGAAGGACCAAGUCAUCCAUAUUGGAAAGAUCGUGUCGCUUAAGAUUGCCAAGGAGGAGAAGGGGCAAGUCAGGCAGGGCGAUGAAUGCGGCAUGGGCUUUGAGAACUUCGUGGAUUUUCUCCCGGGGGACUCGGUGGAGUCGUACGAGGAGUAG